Molecule: messenger RNA, 1234 nt
Organism: Morus notabilis
Lineage: Eukaryota; Viridiplantae; Streptophyta; Magnoliopsida; Rosales; Moraceae
Exons: 3
Coding region: 21-842 (273 amino acids)
Biological process (GO): male meiosis II
Source: RefSeq, a predicted model, not a curated record
AUUAUCUUGAACUUCAAAUUAUGGGGUGUUUCCUUGCCUGUUUUGGUUUUACCAACAAAAGAAAGAAGCGAAAAUCUGCCGACAAGAAACAUGGGAGUUAUGAACCAUUGGAUUCAUCUGUAUCUAUAGUAAGACUUGUCACUGCAGAGAAUCUAACUACUAGUGCAGAUUUUGAGCCCAGGCACAAGCCGAAGGAGCAACUCAGCUCGAAAAUCCGCAAGAAAGUUAGGUUUAAUCUAAAUGUGCAGGCCUAUGAGCCAAUCUCCACAUCUUACCAUUUCUUGAAGGAUGAAGAGGAUGAGAAAGUGGAGAAGAAACACGAAGAAAUCAAAGAAGGAAGCUUGUCUACUUCACUAUUUGGAAGCGGCUCUUCCAACUUAAACUACAGAUACCAAAAUUGUAGAGAUUUUUAUGAUGAUAUUGCAUUCGAGGACAGUGAUUUGGAUGACUAUGACAUUGAUUAUAUCGAUGACAAUGAUGAUGAAUACGAUGGAGAUAGUGAUAUUGACAGCCAAAGAGUAAGCAAAGACGGUAUGAGUUCAGAGAAGAAGGUUUCUUCUGAUGAACAUGCUGAAGAAAAGGCCAAGAUUUCUGAUAAGAGUGACUACGCACAUUCUGUACUGAAACCUGUGGAAAAUCUAACUCAGUGGAGAGCGGCAAAAGCGAAAGCAGCAACACCAUCUAAGCAGCAUCAAAGGAAGGAGAAUAACUUAUUGUCUCAAGAAUUCUCAGAACCGUUACUUGUCCAAGAGAGACAACCCCGUAACCAGUCCAAACCUCUUCUUCAAGAAAUCGCGGUUGAUUCAAGCCUUUCGAGUUGGUUAAGUUCUCGAAAUACUUAACCACUUGUAUUGCUUCUGAAUCAUGUUACCCACCAAAGAAAGUAGGAUAAAUCAGAUUAAUGGAAAGUUAAGAGAAAAGAUAUCAGUGUCAUCAAUAAAACAGGGCCCAAAAAUCGGGAACUUGGCCUACUUUUUUUGGUGAAAAAAAUCCUCAAGGAUGGGGAAACACUUCAUAUUUUGAUACAAAGGUGAAGAAAAUCUUUGCAACAGUAGAAACUGAGGCUAGUUUUUGUCAUCUUCCCGGCGCAAAUACCAACAGAGUGAGAAUUUAUGGGCGUGUGUUGUUUUUUCUUGUGUUUGUGUGUGUGUGCUUGUCUUUAAUGCUCUUUUUUUAAUGCCUCAUGAAUGCUCGGUUGUGAACUGCUGUAAGAUUUAGCUUUUCACUGUUUGUU